Messenger RNA from Xyrauchen texanus (razorback sucker), 1590 nucleotides. Its product is annotated as melanopsin-like. Gene Ontology annotation, biological process: G protein-coupled receptor signaling pathway. Lineage: Eukaryota; Metazoa; Chordata; Actinopteri; Cypriniformes; Catostomidae. Gene Ontology annotation, cellular component: membrane. The transcript has a single exon. Gene Ontology annotation, molecular function: G protein-coupled receptor activity. The coding region runs from base 1 to 1590 and encodes 529 amino acids. The record is from RefSeq and is a predicted model, not a curated record.
AUGAGCCAUCACUCUUCGUGGAGAGGACAUCAUUGUGCCCCUGGAGACACCAACUGCACUACAAGCUUUAAGGAGUCCUUAGGCAGCAAGAGCUACAAGUUACUCCAUGUGCCUUUCCAUGGGCAGAACUACAGCCACCACCAUGGGCCUCCACAUGCAUUCUCCACUGUGGAUAUUCCUGACCAUGCCCACUACAUCAUCGGCUCUGUCAUAUUAAUAGUUGGCAUUACUGGAGUGAUUGGAAAUGCUCUGGUGAUAUACAUGUUCUGCCGAAGCCAUAAUCUUCACACUGCUGGGAACCUGUUUGUGGUGAACCUGGCUGUGGCUGAUUUCUUUAUGUCUCUCACCCAGUCACCAGUGUUCUUUGCCGCCAGCCUACAUAGGCGUUGGGUGUUUGGUGAGUGUGCUUGUGAGCUCUAUGCUUUCUGUGGAGCUCUCUUCGGAAUCUGUUCAAUGAUGACCUUGACUGCUAUUGCGGCCGAUCGCGGCCUAGCCAUAACUCAGCCUCUUUCCCUCGUUGGCAAAUUUAGCCAGAGCAAAGCUUGCGCAGUGCUGGCUGUUGUGUGGCUCUAUUCUUUGGGCUGGAGCCUUCCACCAUUCUUUGGCUGGAGUGCUUAUGCCCCAGAGGGGCUUCAGACUUCCUGUUCAUGGGACUACAUGACCUUCACUCCAUCAGUGCGUGCAUACACCAUCCUCCUCUUCAUUUUUGCUUUCUUCAUCCCACUGGGCAUUAUCGGUGGCUGCUACUUUGGAAUUUUCCAAACUAUCCGAGCAGCCGGGAGGGAGAUAAGAGAGCUGGAUUGUGGGGAAACACAUAAGUUGUGUGAGCGUAUGCAGAAUGAAUGGAAGAUGGCUAAGGUUGCCCUCCUGGUGAUUUUUCUUUUUGUAGUCUCCUGGUCACCCUACUCUGUGGUGGCUCUCACUGCUACAGCAGGCUAUACCCAUCUCUUGACCCCCUACAUGAAUUCAGUGCCUGCGGUUAUUGCCAAGGCCUCAGCCAUCCAUAAUCCCAUCAUCUACGCAAUUACACAUCCAAAAUAUCGGUCAGCUAUUGCGCGUUAUAUUCCAGUUCUUCGCACUAUCCUGCGUGUAAAAGAGAAGGACCUCCUUUCAUCUUUCAAAUCAAGCAGUGCCCUCUCUUCCCAUCGUCCGACACUUACUAGUCAAUGCUCCUUGGGUGGUAACAUGGGCAAUGCUGCACAAGCUAAUGGCCUCUGGGGGAAGACCCGCUUGUCUUCGGCUUCAGACACUGAUUCCUGCUGGACAGAGAGUGAGGCUGACGGUUCCAGUGUUAAUUCUCUGAUAUCUAGUUGCCAUGUAUCCACAGAGAUCUCUACAGAUACAGCCAUUCCUCUACAGUAUAGUGGCAGCAUCACCACAAGUGGGCAGAAGUUAGGGAAGUUGGACAAAGCAGGCAUGCAUGUGCAAUCUAUUUCUAUUGAAACAGAUGCAUUCGAGGUGGAGCCUCUGUCUGAUGGGAAGGCUUUCCUUCUUGGGGUAACUAAAGGAAUAAUGCAGUCCUUAAGAGGGGUCACAACUUUAGAAUUAGUUACUUUAGUGGUUGCUUUGAAUAUGACCUCUUACUUUUAG